Marchantia polymorpha subsp. ruderalis is the source of this 2814-nucleotide messenger RNA. NCBI's taxonomy places the organism in Eukaryota, Viridiplantae, Streptophyta, Marchantiopsida, Marchantiales, Marchantiaceae. The record is from the annotation of a GenBank genome assembly.
AGAAAUGGCUCGUCAGCAACAUCACGACAGAUCUAAGCACGUCCACAAGACUAAUCUUACAUAUCUCCAAAGUCGUUUCGAUAAUCGGUAAUAGCUUCGCGUGCCAGUUACAAAGCUCACCGAUCAGGUCCUGAAAGCUGUAGAUCAAGUGCUGGUGAGCCACGUUUGUACGAGAGAACGAGCACGGACACAAUCUUGGUCUGCCCCAAAGUUGCGGUCGGUGGAUUCUUGAGGGUCGAGAAAUUAGGCAUGCAGGACAGUUCGCGUCCGAUGAGGUCUGCUGCCGAAAUAGAAAACAUCCAAUAGAGCCGUCGCUGUCAACUCGUGGCCAGAGGAGCACGAGCACGAGCAUGCCCUGCCUCCGGCCCGCUCAUCAGUCACAGUGAAUGGUCAUCGAUGGCGUCGAAUGUGGGGGCCAUGAGGAUUGAUUGGCCGUAGCAACGACCGAAAUCUUAUUCGCUUUAAGAAGCAACCCGACUCAAACACUGCGUGACAUGUGUCCUUACGUCUGGCCCACUCGAAAGCAACCGCUCGACGAUGUCGUAUGAUUUGCUCCAAGCCUAGUGUCACUCCAAUCGCUCCGCCAGCUCCUGAAUCGGACCAGAGCGCGCAGCAGCGAGACUUUGGACCUAGCUCCUCCUUCCUAAUCUCGGAGCCCAGUCCAGUCCAGCGAGCGAGCGAGCGAGCGAGCGAGCGCGUUGUCUGCGCCAUGCAAGUCAAGCACAGUGAUUUCAACGUGUUCAGCUUCGAGCUCCCGUGUGAGAAAGGUGCUCGUCGCCAUCGCUGUCGCUUGCUGCAGGCCGAGCCAGCUUCAUUCAGCCACAGGGCGGCGUUCGGCCAUUUCUCCCUCAGAAAAUCGAAAUUGAAAUUGCUGAGUUUAUUGGAUCAAGUCUAAAUCUAUAACAGAUGGGUUACUUUACUCUAUGGAGAGGGCCAAGCUCGAGGAAGAGAAUAUUUUGACCGCUGGAGCAGCGAGUGAAUCGAGAGAGGGAUUAUAUCUCGAGACCUCUUGGGGGUCAAGGGCCAGAUGGCCACUUACUCAGCCUGCCAUGCUAGCUAACCUGACCUUACUGCUUCAUGAUUGGUCGAGGCAUGAAUUUGGGUGGGCAUUCUCAUGGCCUAAACAUAAACCAGGGAAAAAUUAGGGAGGAACCUGCGGGUUUAACAUCAUCCCCUUUUAGAAGCCGAGUAGACAUGGACCCUGGAGCUGGAGGUAGACUGGCUGGUGUUGUUGUUGCUGGUGUCCAUGAGCCGUCAGCUCUCUUCUAAUGACGACCCUUGGAGGCUACUUAAGCGGUUCGCCACCAUGGAUCCAAUUUUCUGCUAGAAAAUAUGCUUCUCUGGAAUCGUUAAUCAUGUCAUUCUCAUGCCGGAGAUUCCCUGACCUCAGAGAGGUUUAAUCAUUAAACCGCUGUUAAACAUUAGGAACCCGCAAAGGGUUGGGUCACAUUAAACCUCAAUCAAUGUGACCCAACCCUUUCCGGGUUCCUAAAGGUUUGGUCACAGGUCAGGUUAGCACACUCCAUGGCUUCUACUUCUACACAAAAGGAUUGGACGAGGGAGAGACGAGAGACGAAACAAUAAACUUCCUGUGGAGACUUCGAAAUUUAGCCGGCCCUGCAACGAGAGCUGUCUUUCGUAUCGUGGACCCGCUUUCUCGGUCAAAGGGUUGAGAGAGCCGCUGUGGAAGAAAAGGAAGGGGGACGAAGGCGACGAAGGCGACGACGGCUUCGUCCGGUGCCCCGGACCCCCGGGUGCGUAGAGACGUAGACGGGCUGCUUGCGGGGCAAGCUUCGAGGCCAGGGGAAAUGUGCAAUCGUGCCACCAAUCGGGCUCCCUGACUUCGUUUCAUGCAGCGCAGAGGCAUAUUCGUAGCACGCAAGCUUUUCACGACUCUUUCCUCAUCCGCUGGCUCCGUGUCUUGAAAGACUCGGGACGUGCUUUCUUCUAAUUCUCAUUCUCAUUCUCUCGACAGCGAUUCUCGCGCAUCCUUCCGACUUCUCGCAGCGUCACCCGGGAUUAAAAGCUCUGCACGAGAAGAUCAUCAUUCUGAUUCCAUCAUUUCGAUUACCAGCCGCUCAAUUAUGCUCUGACUGCAGCGUGCAGGUUGAAAAAAGCUCGCCCAGGAUUGUCGACGAACUGUGUCUGAGGAAGGCACCGGAAGCUGCCAACAAUCGGAACGCAAUGAGGAACUGCCUGCAGCUGUGCUCGGACGAUUAUGAUUUCGUGGGAGAGUUCGAGAAGAACCGAGCGGCACUGGUCGCGGCUCGAGUGAUGCUCAAGAAGAACAACGACGACAUCGACUCUCUGCUGGCUGCGCGAGCUCUGCUGCGCACGCGCAUGAGCGGCGACGGUGUAUCGGAUAAUCUGGUGAAUGAAAUUGGCGGCCGCCGAGCGAUCAGCCCCGCUGCCAUUUCUCCGGCCGACUACAACUGCGGCAUGGCCCUGUGGGCUGGCUGCUUGAUCAGCACGCUCGGCGAAGCGCUCUUGCAAUUCGUCUCGCGCGUUGUCGAUAAGCUGGAAAAGCGCGAGUACUUUCUGUAGCAGCUACCGACCUCGCUCGGCCUCCUUCAAUGGCCCAUGCCAGCACGGUCGUCAAUCACCUAAACCCCCACUCAUCUCGGAAGUCGAUGCUCGUAAUGCUUAGCUGCUCGAUACAAUUCCACGGGUGGACCGAGCGCCGAAGGAAACUCAGAUGACAGCUCCAUUCCACAUCUUCCUGCUGCGCGCGGAGCACCAAAAUGCACGGGGACAUGGUCCUACGACUCUAUCGGAGAAAAAGUUUGCGCCGCUCUCGAAUCAUAUGCAGAGUAA